AGAGCCAAUAGGAAUGAGCCACGACUGAAUGUGUUGAAUCUUAUUGUCUAGAGUUUACCGAGUAAGUUAUCAUUUGAUGAAUUUCAACGAAUCUAUUUUAUACUGUGUUUAGUAAAUUGAAAUUGUCAACUCAUUUUUUAUUAUAAUUACAAUUGAACGUAUACAACUGUGUUUAAUUUGAUUGUGAUUGUCUUUUCUCUUAAAUCAAUUUUUUGAUUCUUUUUAUUUAUAAUUGUCACAAUCCACAAGAUGUUUCACUAUAAAUCUGGUUCAAUGAGGGUUAUGCCCCUCUUUUUAAUUUUUGGUCUUUUGGUUACUUUCGAAUCGAUUAGUGCAAAAGAAAAGGAUGCAAAGGAUGCCAAAGACAGUGUUGGUACAGUUAUUGGUAUCGAUUUGGGUACCACUUAUUCCUGUGUAGGUGUUUUCAAAAAUGGUCGCGUCGAAAUUAUUGCCAAUGACCAAGGUAACCGUAUCACUCCCAGUUAUGUAGCAUUUACACCAGAAGGUGAAAGAUUAAUUGGUGAUGCUGCCAAAAAUCAGUUGACUUCUAACCCUGAAAACACCGUUUUCGAUGCCAAGCGUCUUAUCGGUCGUGAAUGGAGUGACCCCACAGUUCAAUCUGAUAUCAAACAUUUUCCAUUCAAAGUCUUGGAUAAAAACAGCAAGCCUCACAUUCAGGUAAAAACCGGUCAAGGCGAUAAAACCUUCGCUCCAGAAGAGAUUAGUGCAAUGGUUUUGAUCAAGAUGAAAGAGACAGCUGAAGCAUAUCUUGGUAAAAAAGUUACUCAUGCUGUCGUCACCGUUCCAGCUUAUUUCAAUGAUGCUCAGCGUCAAGCUACCAAAGAUGCCGGUACCAUUGCUGGUCUAAACGUUAUGCGUAUUAUCAAUGAACCUACAGCUGCUGCCAUUGCUUACGGUCUUGACAAGAAAGAGAGUGAGAAGAACAUUUUGGUCUUCGAUCUUGGAGGAGGUACUUUCGAUGUCUCAUUACUUACCAUCGAUCAAGGAGUUUUCGAAGUCGUUGCUACUAAUGGUGACACUCAUCUUGGUGGUGAAGAUUUCGAUCAAAGAGUUAUGGAUCACUUCAUUAAAUUAUACAAAAAGAAGACCGGCAAAGAUAUCCGAAGUGAUAACCGAGCUGUUCAAAAACUCAGGCGAGAGGUUGAAAAAGCUAAGCGAACUCUUUCAUCUGCUCAUCAAGCAAGAAUUGAAAUUGAAUCAUUCUUUGAGGGCGAAGAUUUCAGCGAAGUUUUGACUCGAGCUAAAUUCGAAGAAUUGAAUAUGGACUUAUUCAAAUCUACUCUUAAACCAGUCCAAAAAGUAUUAGAUGAUUCCGAUUUACAAAAGAAAGAUAUUGAUGAAAUUGUUCUUGUCGGUGGUUCAACCCGUAUUCCUAAAAUCCAGCAACUUGUUAAAGAAUUCUUCAAUGGAAAGGAGCCUACUCGGGGCAUUAACCCUGAUGAAGCUGUUGCCUACGGUGCUGCCGUUCAAGCUGGAGUCUUAUCCGGUGAAGAAGAUACCGGUGAUCUUGUUUUACUUGAUGUUAAUCCUCUUACUAUGGGUAUUGAAACUGUUGGUGGUGUCAUGACCAAAUUGAUUCCUCGUAAUACUGUUAUCCCCACCAAAAAAUCUCAAAUUUUCUCUACUGCCUCCGAUAAUCAAAACACUGUUACCAUCCAAGUUUAUGAAGGUGAACGACCUUUAACCAAAGAUAACCAUCUUCUUGGUAAAUUUGAUUUAACUGGUAUCCCUCCAGCUCCUCGAGGAAUCCCUCAAAUCGAAGUUACUUUUGAAAUUGAUGUAAACGGUAUCCUUAAAGUAUCUGCUGAAGACAAAGGUACUGGUAACAAGGAAAAGAUUACCAUUACAAAUGAUCACAAUCGAUUAUCUCCUGAUGAUAUUGAGAAAAUGAUUAAGGAUGCAGAAAAGUUCGCAGAUGAAGAUAAACGUAUUAAGGAAAAAGUUGAGGCCAAAAAUGAACUCGAGUCUUAUGCAUACUCACUCAAAAAUCAAAUCGGAGACAAGGAAAAGCUUGGUGCUAAGCUUACUGAUGAUGAUAAAACCAAGAUUGAAGAAUCUCUUGAUGCCGCUAUUAAGUGGCUUGAUGCUAAUGGUGAAUCAGCCGAUACAUCAGAACUUAAAGCUAAAAAGAAGGAAUUAGAAGAUUCUGUUCAACCUAUUAUUGCUAAACUUUAUGCUAGUGGUGCAGGACCAACUCCCGGUGGCGGACCCGAAGCCGACAGUAAAGAUGAAUUAUAGGAAGAAAAACUUAAUUUAUACUAGUAAAAUGAUUAUUUUGUAAAUAUUGAAACAAAAAAAAUCCACUUUUGAUUUACAUUUAAA
Tetranychus urticae (two-spotted spider mite) is the source of this 2343-nucleotide messenger RNA. It is a transcript of the gene Hsc70-3, whose product is annotated as heat shock protein 70 cognate 3. The record is from RefSeq and is a predicted model, not a curated record. NCBI's taxonomy places the organism in Eukaryota, Metazoa, Arthropoda, Arachnida, Trombidiformes, Tetranychidae. Gene Ontology annotation, molecular function: ATP binding; ATP-dependent protein folding chaperone.